Molecule: messenger RNA, 4547 nt
Organism: Sceloporus undulatus (fence lizard)
Lineage: Eukaryota; Metazoa; Chordata; Lepidosauria; Squamata; Phrynosomatidae
Gene: SRPK3
Product: SRSF protein kinase 3
Exons: 15
Coding region: 214-1998 (594 amino acids)
Biological process (GO): regulation of mRNA processing; spliceosomal complex assembly; protein phosphorylation
Molecular function (GO): ATP binding; protein kinase activity
Source: RefSeq, a predicted model, not a curated record
CUGCUUGGAUGACAUCUUUCUGCCUCCAUCCCAAGGGCUUUGCCGCUUGCACCAGACGUCCUCUGCAACUCAGAUCCAGAUCUGAGAAUUUUCCAGAGGAAUUUAUGUCUUCUUCCUGGGGAGGAAGACAUCAGACACACAGCAGACAGGGACUGGGUGAUCCACAGAAACCAAAAGGGUGCUUACAUUCUUUCUGCCAAAUAGUUUCUGUCUAUGAUUGGUCUCUGUGAAUCCCUUCCCUUUGUAUCUUUUGAGAUGGGUGAGACAGAACAAGAAGGACUAGAAGGUAAUAGGCCACUGAGUCCUUCCUGCUCAGAGGAUGCUCCAUGCACCCCUCCAAUACCUCCCCUGCCUCUCCCUGCUGCAAUUAGAGGAGGACUUUUGGGAUCUGAUGACGAGGAACAAGAGGACCCUCGAGAUUACUGCAGAGGUGGGUAUUAUCCAGUAAAGAUAGGGGACUUGUUCAACGGGCGCUACCAUGUGGUGCGGAAACUUGGCUGGGGGCACUUUUCUACCGUCUGGCUUUGCUGGGACAUUAAGCGGAAGCGUUUUGUGGCCCUCAAAGUUGUGAAGAGUGCUGUGCACUAUACCGAGACAGCUGUGGAUGAAAUAAAGUUGCUGAAAUGUGUGCGGGACUCUGAUCCCAGUGACCUUAAGCGUGAAAACAUUGUCCAGCUGAUUGAUGAUUUCAAGAUCUCAGGGAUCAAUGGUGUCCAUGUCUGCAUGGUCCUGGAAGUUUUAGGGCACCAGCUGUUGAAAUGGAUCAUCAAAUCCAACUACCAAGGGCUUCCUAUACCUUGUGUCAAGAGUAUCUUACGCCAGGUAUUACAGGGCCUUGACUACCUCCACACGAAGUGCAAAAUCAUCCACACAGACAUAAAGCCGGAGAAUAUCCUGAUGUGUGUAGAUGAGGGCUAUGUGCGGCGUCUGGCAGCUGAAGCCACCGUUUGGCAGCAGACUGGGGGGCCUCCCCCUUCUGGCUCUUCAGUCAGCUCUGCACCCCAGGAAACCCUGCAGAAUGGGAAGUUGUCCAAGAACAAGAGGAAGAAGCUGAAGAGGAAACAGAAAAGACAGAGCCAGCUCCUGGCUGAACGGCUUCGGGACCUUCAGCAGCUGGAGGAUCUGGCAGCUGCAGGCGAUGUCGGUGGAUCUACCCUCACCUCAGAGCUGCAGGGUGGAACCCCUAUCUCAGUCUCCACAGCUGGAGGAACAGAGCCCUCAGGGGGAUCUCUAGCUUGCAGCCCCCAGAGCUUGACAUCUUCCUCUGGUUUCUACACACACAAUGCCUAUGACAGCUGCAACGGCCAUUCUCCUCCGGGCACUGCCAGCCGCCACUUCAGCCCAGACUCAGCAACUUCUGGCUUCUCAGGGUCCCUCUUCUCUGGCUCAGCCAUGUCCAGUGUGUCUAACCAGCGGGAGCGUGGAGGGCUUCUUUCUCCCAGCACUUUUGGUACCUCUGAAUUCUUGGUGAACCCCUUAGAACCCCAAAAUGCAGACAAAAUCCGAGUGAAGAUAGCAGAUCUAGGCAAUGCCUGCUGGGUGCACAAACAUUUUACAGAGGACAUUCAGACACGCCAGUAUCGGGCACUAGAGGUCCUAAUUGGUGCCACCUACAAUACCCCGGCUGAUAUUUGGAGCACAGCAUGCAUGGCGUUUGAGCUGGCAACUGGUGAUUACCUCUUUGAACCGCACUCAGGCGAGGAUUAUACCAGAGAUGAAGAUCACAUCGCUCACAUUGUUGAAUUGUUGGGUGACAUCCCUCCACACUUUGCUCUUUCAGGGCGCUAUUCGCGUGAGUACUUCAACCGGAGAGGGGAACUGCGUCACAUUAAGAACCUGAAGCACUGGGGCCUGUAUGAAGUCCUGGUGGAGAAAUACGAGUGGCCUCUCGAGCAGGCGGCCCAGUUCACAGAUUUCCUCUUGCCUAUGAUGGAAUUCAUCCCAGAAGAGCGGGCCACAGCCGUCCAAUGUCUAGAGCACCCAUGGCUCAACUCCUAAGGCCAAAUCUCAUCCAGAUAGACCGGUUGCUGAUGUAAAGGGACUCCCUGCUCAUGAGGAUUUCUCUGCCAGUGGGGCCUUGUCUCAUCAAUGGAGCAGAGCAGGGCUUUUUGUUUUGUUUUGUUUCCCCCAGCUCUUCCUCCCCAGUGGAGGGCACUCCAGGAUUUGGAGACAAAAGGCUGUUUCUGCUGGCAAAUUACAUGGUGGACUGGAAGCCCAGAGCCCUGGUGUCGCUUUGGCACUAGUUCCAAAGCACAGCCAGGAGAUGCCCGUGAUCUCUCAUCAGUUUUUUUCCUACUGAGACAUUGCCUUCCUGGAGUGAUUUAUGGCCAUCUUUCCCUACCAGCCCUUGACUGAAGCCAUUUUGACUUUUUUUAAAAGUCUUGGAACUUCUUGCAGAUUUCUUCCCCCAGUUUUCCCAGCCCUGUUGGGCACGAGAGUGGAUGUGAAGCAGUGCGAGAGGAAAAGAUUUUUAGCAUGUGUGAAUGUGGUAUAGGGGAAAUGUGUGAACAAGGUUUGGAUAACUGGAAAAUGUACUUAGAUGUUUGAGCAGGAAGUUGGAAGUGACAGCAUCACCUCUGUUUGAGCCUUUCUAUAGUGGACCUAAUGUGUGCUCCUCCCCUGCCCAGAGGUCUAUGCCAAGGAAGUGUGACCUUUCUUCAGCAAAUAUUAUGCAAACCAAUAAAUUUUAUGCAAAGUUACACAGCCUUAGCCUGGAUGUUCAAUGGUGCAGCUAUUUGGAUUGGUUGGUAGCCUGCAAAAAAGCAGUGGUAAAUUCUAUAGGUAGUAAAAUGGAAGGUGGGGAAUUCAGUUCUUAACUGGCUGUUUACCCUCUAGCACCUCACGGGCACUGAAUGGAAGGAUAGUUGAGAAUUGUGAUGAAUUCUAAUGGAAUAAACAUGGCCCCAUAGGGCUCAUCCACUCCAUGUGCAUUUGCAAAUCCUUUCCCCUGCUGCUUUGAUGUAUUAUGCUAUGGUCUCUAGCAUGCGUGUUUUAUACUUACCAAGAGAUGAAUUACAAGUAUCUGCUCUUAAUUUGGUAUUAUGAAAAUCACCUCUAUUACAAAAGAUGUUUCUAGCCCUUCUUCAUGUGAAGAAAUUACUUUUCUAAAGAGCAAUAGUAAAAAGGAAUUUUUAUACUUUCUGGUCCCUAUCUCCACAAUUUCCCCCAAUUGCUGUUUUUCCUCCCACCCCAAUUUUUGUGAUGGGUAGAAGAUAUAAUAUUCUUCAUAUCCUAGUGUUUGUGUAUUGUAUUUCAAGCCUUACUGUAGCUGGGGUGAAAAGAAGAAAAUUAAGUGUAUGUUUGCAUUUGUGUGACUACCUUCCAGUACAUCUCUGUGCAGCUAGAAUUUUUGCUGUCUGAAGCUGUUAUUGCAAUUCCCCCUCUGGGGGGGGUUACAUUUAUAUUUGACACUUUUGCUACCUGUGAUGAGCUUCUGGAUUUCUUUUAAGGCUGAGAGAACAGCUACUUCAGAAGCUACUUUGUGCCUUUUUGGAAGAAGCCUAUCUGCUGUGCGUGGUGAAAGACUGAAGAGAAUGGAGCAAAAAGGACACCAGUGGUUUCUAGUCAGGUCCCCAGAUGAUGCUGGGCUACAGCUCUCAGAAUACCUGACUAUUGGCCAUAUUUAGCUAGUCUUUCUGAGAGCUGAAGUCCUACAGCAGAAUAGGAAAGUCACUUCAUCAGGGUGGGGAAAGUGCAGUCCCCAAGGCCAUUCUAAUGAUCCUCAGUUUGUUCCAGAGGGUGUGGAGGGCAUUUUUGCUAAUUUCUGGAACCCCCUGGGCCAUUUUAGGCCCAGAAAAGGACCUUUUUAAGAAAUAGAAGUUACUUCCACUCACUUCCUGUUUUGAAAAAAAGACCUCUCCUGGUCUUAAAAUGGCCCCUCAAUAGCUCAUGGAGGGCAUUUGGGAGUCCAUGCCUCCCUCCACCCCCCACCCUCAUCUCCUAGCAGCUCCCUAUCCUCUCAGUUUCCCACCCCAGCACUACAUUAUAGCCUUUCACCAAAAAUGUUUGGGCUCAGAAGUAAACUAAAGGAAAAGCAUGGGGGUGUAGUAAAGACAUGCCUGGAGCCAGGCAUACAACCUGCCCCCAGCCCAGACAUAACUUGCAUCUCGGAUAUAAGAUUUCAACUAUAUUAAAUUGAACGUAAAUCCUAUUGGUUUCAGAAGAGGUUCAGCUCACUCCAGUCAACAGUAUCGGCAGUUAAGAGCUCUGUCUCCCUCUACAUGCUCCAUUCAUAGCCUUCAGUGGAAGUUUUGAAACCUCUUGGGCCUGAAAAACCACCUCUGGGUGCAGCAUUACCCCAGGGAGUCCCUUGAAGGCAAAGUUGUGUUCAGGGGAACUUGGUGUCAUGCAUGUCAUACAUGUGAGACAGGAAUAUUUCCUUGCACUGCAGUUUGAGAGAAAAAAGCCAUGGCCUUUGAUUUGGAUGUGGUCUGUGUGUGCCAGUGUUAGGGGAGCAUAUAUGUGUGUGCGCGUGUGGUUGUUCUGAAGCCCCCCUGUGCUGUUGGCAGGGACUGAAUUUAAGACUUUUCAUUAAAAGAUUUGCAAUA